Leishmania mexicana MHOM/GT/2001/U1103 is the source of this 1434-nucleotide messenger RNA. RefSeq lists its product as hypothetical. The transcript has a single exon. NCBI's taxonomy places the organism in Eukaryota, Euglenozoa, Kinetoplastea, Trypanosomatida, Trypanosomatidae. Bases 1 to 1434 code for a protein of 477 amino acids. The record is from RefSeq and is a predicted model, not a curated record.
AUGCUCCGCCUGUCACAGCCACUGCGCCGCUCCAUUGAUGGGCGGCGGCGGGAGAGCAACAGGAGUCAGAGCUCCAAGGUGUCGAUGGCAUCACGAAGAUUAAGUUGCCGCUCCCAUGAGGCUUCAGGCUUGUUCCCGACAGCCUCGGCUGCACGUUGUGCGAAUACGGCGCCACCACGGCCGGCCGCAGUCCCGGGCGCGGAGGUGACGUCUGCCGUGGCUCUGCCCUCAUUGCGCUCCUGCACCGCCGAAGCGUACAAGGUAAGUGACUUGUGUAGCGUGCACCCACCACCGCAGCUGACAUCCCCCUCUCUUGCGACUGCGGCUGAUUUCGUUGAUAGUGCUGCUGCUUCUGCUGCUGUGACCGACAAUGUAGAAAGCUAUGCGGAUGCUCGCACCAAGGAACCGUCCUCACCACGGAAAAUUUCAACGCCGCACUACGCAUGUCUGCACGGCUUUUCCGAUGUCAUCAGCAGGGAACCGUGCAUGCCCAAGUCUGCUCAGCGGCUCUUCACGUCGGCUGAGGUGUCUACGCUGCGUAGCGAGGCCCAGCAAACCUACACGCGUAGGAAGAGAGCGGAGGCGCAGAAGGAGCUCAUCGCUGCAGAGGCGGAGGCACGCUCGCUGCUGGCCGAAGCCGCGUUGGACCAAAUCGCAGCGGUGCGGGAGCUUCAGGAGGAGGAGCGUGAGUGGCGAACGCGGGCGGUGUCGGCAGCAGCGCUUCCGGUGCAGUAUCUUGAGCAGCGAAUUCGCCGCCGCAUCGACGAGGAGUACGGGCAGCAAGAUGCGCAGCUUCGCCAAGAGGGCCGCGACGCGUGGCGGCUGCGAGUGGAGCUUGAAACAGCGGCUUCGGUGGACGCCAGCACACAUGAAGCGGAGCGUCGAGCGGCCACCCAUCGAUUUCGCGCGGCGCUCACCUUCAUUAUAGUGCAGGAGAUGGAGCUGCGAAAGCUUUUAGCGUCCGAGUCAGCGAAGUUCUGGGAGACAUUUGCGCAGGAAGAGGCAGAGGGCAAGGCCGAUGCCGAGCACCGCGCAGUGGUGCGAUUCCUCAACACCCCUGAGCAGCUUGCCCUCGCGGCGGCGCGCGAGAAGCGAGAGCGGAGACGCGCGCUUCGCACAGCGAAGCUACUGAAGCUCUUUCAAGAGCAGCAAGAAGGCUUUGUGAAAGGGUGCCGGCAUGGAACAGGCGGAGUGUCGCUGUUCGUGGGGGACGCACCCAAGAAGGUGUGCGGGCGCUGUCGUGUCAAGUGGGAUGAAGACCUUGGCUACUAUGUCUCCAUAGAUCGCGCAGUGAAGAUGCACCCACCUCCGCCACCGAUUACCGCGGCAGCAGAUGCAGAUAUCAAGGCGGCGUCGCAUGCUGCGAAGCGAGCCCCAGCAGAGGCUGCCAAGAGCGGCUGCGUGUUGCCGUCACUGAAGAAGACGCUGAAAUAG